AUGCCGGCGUCGGACUCGAAGCCUGGAAGAGGUUCCCUUUUAGGGUUGUUCAAGGAGGUCUUCAAUUGGUAUCCGUCGGCUUAUCCUUCGGAGGAGAGAAGAUUGCUCUUCAAGCUCGAUGUAUCGAUUCUCGUAUUUGCUUGUCUUUGCUGUAAGGCUCCUCGUCAGACACCUCUGGGAUUCCUAGCUAACGGCCAAAGUCUUUAUCAAACGAACAUCAGCAAUGCCUAUGUCAGUGGUCUUAAGGAGGACUUCAAUCUCAACGGGAACGAACUCAACUACUUCAAUGUUUGCUACUACACCGCAUACGUGGUAUUCCAGGUCCCGGGUCUACUUCUGAUGUCGCGUCCAACGCUGGCUCGCUGGCUCCUUCCCGGACUUGAGGUCCUCUGGGGAAUAUGUACAUUUGCCCAGAGCCGCGUCACCAAUGUCGGUCAGCUAUAUGCCCUUCGGUUCCUCGUCGGCAUGCUGGAGGCACCGGUCUUUGCAGGAACCCAUUUCAUUCUGGGAUCCUGGUACUCUGGCCCCGAACUCUUCAAACGAGCCGGAACAUGGUUCGUGUGCAAUCCGCUCGGCACCAUGGUCAGCGGGUACUUGCAGGCGGCAGCGUAUACCAACCUGUCCGGGGUGGCAGGCAUGCCCGGGUGGCGGUGGCUGUUCAUCAUCGACGGCAUCUUCACCAUCCCCGUGGCCCUGUUGGGCGUCUUCAUCUUCCCUGGAAUCCCGGACUCGCCAAAACCGUUCUAUCUGACGGACAGCGACAUCGCCCUGGCCAAGGAGCGGGCCCGGAGGGCGAAUAUUCGUCGGCCGGGCAGGUUGGGGCUGGAUGUGUUCAAGCGGACGCUGAGCCGAUGGCAUAUCUGGGUAUUUAUGUUCUGCUAUGCAUGCAUGAUCAUCUCCUACUACCCCAGCAGCUACAUGAACCUCUGGCUCAAGGCCGAAGGGUACUCAGUGUCCCAGAUCAAUGAACUCCCCACUGUCGUCUAUGCCAUCAACAUCAUGGCCUCGUGGUUGGGGACGACCCUCGCCGCGAUCUACCCGACCUGGCUCAUCUAUACAAUUAUCACGGUGUGUUCGCUGUUUUCGACAUUAUGCAUGAUCAUCUGGAACAUUCCUACAGGACUGAAAUUCUUCGCAUGGUAUCUCUUCGGGAUCGCCGGAUGCGCAAGUCCCAUUUUAUAUUCGACCGUCAACACCAUCGUCAGCAAUGACAGUGAAGAACGAGCUCUGAUCCUGGGCGCUAUGAUGACAUUCGGCUACUCGUUCAACAUCUGGGUUCCUCUUCUUCUGUUCCCGACUGCCGGACCGUACGGAGCGCCGCGAUGGCCCAAGGGCUGGCCCGUCACGUUUGCUUUCUAUUUUCUUCUCUGGGCGGGUUUGAUUGCUGCGAUUGUGAUUCACAGACGUGAAUCACCGAAAAAGUCAGCUCUGUCGGAGAGUGAGGGGAGUCAGGAGGACGCGGAGACUAUUGUUGUUGGUGGAGAAGGGGAUGGGAAGAAUGGGAGGGAGGCGUGA
Molecule: messenger RNA, 1515 nt
Organism: Aspergillus affinis
Lineage: Eukaryota; Fungi; Ascomycota; Eurotiomycetes; Eurotiales; Aspergillaceae
Product: MFS general substrate transporter
Exons: 9
Coding region: 1-1515 (504 amino acids)
Biological process (GO): transmembrane transport
Cellular component (GO): membrane
Molecular function (GO): transmembrane transporter activity
Source: RefSeq, a predicted model, not a curated record